AUGUCAGUCAUCCAGCCUGCUGUUCCACUGUGCCUUAUGUUUUUAACGACAGCUCUCCUACUAAGUUGCGGUUUUUCCGUGACUGAAGGUUUAAAACACUGUGAUCCGGGUCCAUGCGGCCCUGGACAGUAUUGGGAUGGCACUGAAUGUCUCAAUUGUCCAGAGGAUACUUUUAUGGACAACGACCAACACAGAUGUCAGAGCUGUGUGCCGUGCACACAACAAAAACCUGAUUUUGUGAAACUACAGGAAUGUACCUCCUCUGCAAACUCCAAAUAUAAAUGCCCACCUGGUUCAGUACAAUACAGUCAUAAUGAUUAUGAUGGCCCCGAGUGCAAGCCAUGCAGAGAGUGUCCAGCAGGGUACAGGACUGUCAGUGAGUGUAUGGGGGACAAGGAUACAGCCUGUCAGCUGCAGUCUCAGACUGAAGAAACGACUCACCAGUCAACGAAAACUUCGACUGAAAAAGAAAGCCAGUCAAAUCAUGAACCACACUGGACACACACAAGCACACAGCCCAAUAAUUAUGUGGCAUGGUCAACGAAUUCAACACAUUCCAACGGUACUCCAUCAAACAGCCCAACUUGUGACGGAAGUAUGGCAAUUGUUUCUAUGGUUGUGCCUACAAUAGUACUGGUAUGUUUAUUUAUUGCGUUAGUGGUCGGAUACUUUGUUUGGCGUGGGUGCAGGCAUAAGAAAACGAACAAGACAAAACAAGAUCAUCACCUUGAUCUCCUCGGCUUUGUUCCAGUGGAAACUGAUGCUUAA
This is a messenger RNA of Candidula unifasciata, 768 nucleotides long. The record is from the annotation of a GenBank genome assembly. Lineage: Eukaryota; Metazoa; Mollusca; Gastropoda; Stylommatophora; Geomitridae.